This is a messenger RNA of Bombus huntii, 1785 nucleotides long. Its product is annotated as ovoinhibitor-like. The annotation marks the transcript as partial. The transcript is spliced from 7 exons. NCBI's taxonomy places the organism in Eukaryota, Metazoa, Arthropoda, Insecta, Hymenoptera, Apidae. The record is from RefSeq and is a predicted model, not a curated record. Gene Ontology annotation, molecular function: protein binding; serine-type endopeptidase inhibitor activity.
CGAUUUUUAGGUUUCACACUGAUCUGUAGAAGAGGGUGGACUUUUAUAUUGGCGAACAAGCGAAUUUUUUACCAAAAUUGCGAAAUUUUUAAUAACGUAGAUUUGUAUGAUGGUCCAGUAUGUGGUAGUGAUGGCAUUACUUAUGCCAACGAUUUAUACCUGGACUGCGUUAACUAUCAGACAUUUCAGAACGGUGAGUAUUUACCUUCAUACAUUCGUACUUUAAUGAACGAAAAUUCCUUUUCAGUGAUACCAAUGCAUUCUGGAUAUUGUUUACCGGUGGAUGAUUACUGCAAGAUAAAUCUGUUUUAUCGGCCGAUCUGUGGAUCGGAUGGGCACACGUACACGAACCUGGAAUCACUUUCAUGCGUUAAUUACAAUCGUUCGCAGAAUGUAACAGUAGCUUUAAGCGGUCCUUGCAAAGUUAUGGAUCGCUGUUAUAGCUACAGGACCUUAUCGUACGGUUCCAACGGUGUCUGCGCGAAUAAUGGUUUGACCUAUGGAAACGCGGCUCAGGUGAACUGUCUCCGACAGAUUAACGUUGAUCUGAGGAUUCUUCAUAACGGUAGUUGCACGGUUAGGGAGGUUUAUGAUAUUUAUGACAGCGUCGAAAAGAUCUGUGACAUUGCCAAUAGUAGGUUCGAAUGGAAUCCAGUGUGUACUUCAGAUGGCGUUACCUAUCAUAAUCCUUUUAAGUUUUUGUGUUACAAAGCUCGUGGUAAGUUGUGUUACCAAGUUUUCGUGGCUAGUAUUCUUUAUUCUUAUAUCGUAUAUAUUUCUAUCAGAUCGAGUAAUAAGUUCGUUUAUAUUUAUGUCAUUUCUCUAUCCACGCUCUAUUACAUAUUGUAUUCUCUUUUUGUAAAGUUUCGUGAGAUUAAAGUUGAGAAGGUGAAUGAUCUCAGACUUCGCGGGCCUUUCCUAAUUUGUUUUUCAGAUUUGAAGACGUUGGUAUCAGAUAACGAGUGCGAGAAGAACACGCAGUUCUCGUGUGCUCAUCUCAAAUCCUCUGCUAAGACCUUCAGUGCAAAGGACGAGGUUUGCGGAAACGAUGGCGUUACCUAUCAAAGUAUCCAUCACUUACAAUGCCACAACAAUCAAAAUAAAUAUUUGUCCCUGAAGCAUUCUGGAGCCUGCGUCGACCCCGACGACAACCCCUGCAGAUCCAUACCCGAGGAAAGUCUCCGAUUUCCGGUGUGUGGAAGCGAUAACUUGUCGUACGUGAGCCCAGAGGCUUUAUGGUGCGCGAAAUUGAGGUUUCCAGAUAAAAGUGAGCUAAUCUUGCUUCGUCUUUACAAACUUCAACCCCUAAAGGCUAUCAUGAGCGAAAUUUCAUAUAAAUUUUCUUUUAAUAUUACCAUCCCAUAACGAGACCAUCACGGGCGAUAAUUUUUCUAUUCUUUAUCCUAAUAUCCAAUCAUACUAGAACGCUAAUUAAUUACUUACAUCUUCUCGAUUUUAUCGAUUCUUAAAACGAAAGGAACAAGCAGACGAUUUUCCUUGAUGACAGCUUUCAGGUGUUAAGGCAGAAUAUUCAAUGCUCUGCGUUUUAAACUGAAAUCAGUCAUCGAAGAAACCUCGUAAUUAUUUAUCAUACGAAAUAUUCUUUUCGGCAGAUUUGACGCUUGUCUACGACGGACCUUGCUAGCUGUUUCACGCGAUUAAUCCACGUUUCGUUCAUCUUGCGUCAUCGAGGAUGAAUCACUCGCCUCUGGUGGAUCUUCCUCGAGAAAAUAGCUGGAACCGCCUCCCAUGUACUCGUCCAUCCAAUGCUCUUCAUCUUCUCGG